Molecule: messenger RNA, 1535 nt
Organism: Penaeus indicus
Lineage: Eukaryota; Metazoa; Arthropoda; Malacostraca; Decapoda; Penaeidae
Exons: 3
Coding region: 236-1039 (267 amino acids)
Biological process (GO): protein sumoylation
Cellular component (GO): nucleus
Molecular function (GO): ubiquitin-like protein ligase binding; protein tag activity
Source: RefSeq, a predicted model, not a curated record
GUGUGUGUGUGUGUGUGUGUGUGUGUGUGUGUGUGUGCGCGCGCGCGCGCGCGUGUAUGUGUGUGUGUUUGUGUAGAUAAAGUAUGAAUCGGCAAUAUAUCAGUUCUCAUCUCUUACCCUUUUCGACAGGGUUCUCAUGUCCCGUUGACAUAUCCCGUUGUUCUUUCUCUCGUCCCACACCUAAGCUCCUCAAACAUUCAAGCAUAACCGUGCGACCUCCAUUCCGCACGGAGAGAUGCCCAUGCAAUGCAAAGUGUGUCGGUCCCCCUAUGCCCCGGGGGCGAACGCACCAGUCGCCCUCUCCUGCGGCCACAGCACCUGUAGGGAGUGCCUCGAGUUUUCCCUCAGGCACAGCGAGCAGCUCAAGUGUCCCAGAUGCCGGGAGGUUCACCAAGGACCUGGUCUGGAGGAUCUCAAGGAUAACUACGACCUUAUAGAAGAGGUCGCUGCGGAGGAACAGGAGGAUGCGGGAACGGCAGCUCAGACGGAGUCAUUCAGUAUAAGUGUCAUAAACAUGGAAGACAAGGUGUUUCCCGUCACCGUCACCCGUCGGGACACAUUCAAGAGAGUCAAGCAGAUCCUAAACACGGCGUACGGCUUCAACGUGGGUGAAAUAAAGCUCUUGUUCAGGGGCCAAAGGCUGCAGGACAACAGAACAGUCGGGGAACAAAACAUCACUGCCGGCGAUGUCGUGCAAAUGGCAGUGACGCCACGAACAGAUCAGGAGAACCUAAUCAAGAUCACCCUCAGCACUCCGAUAGGCAAGACGGUCUCCGCUACUAUCAAUGCAGACGACAAGCUCUUUCGAUUCAAGGUCGAUACGUGCACGCGAUACGGUCUUGAUCCGGCCUUGUUUCGGCUACUGCACAGUGGAAACAAGCUGUUAGAGGACAAGACACCGGCCUAUUACGGGAUAACCGAAGGCAGUAAAUUGGAUUUAGUAACCACCUUUCUCGGAGGGGAGAGAUCUGUCUGCCACAGCUCGUGUUUAUAUUCAGGGUCCCUGAAUGUUUAUCUCUUGUCUGUCUAUUUUAAAUGAAUCAAUGUUAAUCCUCACUCUUUCUCUCUCGCUUUUCUUUAGUCUCUGUCUCUGCUUCUCCUAUUUUUUUACCAGUUUUUUAAGUCCAGUCUCUCUUUCUCGCUCGUUCGUCGCUUUCUACAUGCCCCUGUCUCUGCUUUUCCUUUCUGUCUUUCUUUGCCACUCUCACCACAGUGUUUAUAUACACAAUCUCUGUCUUCUCACAAACUAGACCUACAUUCAAACUGUACACAUAUACUAAACUAUAUUCAUAUGACAUUUUAAUUUUCAUACCCAAACGUGUUUAAUAUAUGUAUGUAUGUAUGUAUGUAUGUAUGCAAAGAAAUAUAUGAAAUUAGUAAAUAAAUGAAAACAGAUUAAAUAUAUUUACAAAACCAGCAGAUUUUUUUUCUUCUAUAUUUAUGUAUAUAUGUAUAUAUAUAUAUAUAUAUAUAUAUAUAUAUAUAUAUAUAUAUAUAUAUGUAUAUAUAUAUAUACACACACACACACACACACA